AUGAAUAAGCAAGAUGCUCAAUCCAGCGAAAAGGAUCAACUUUUUGCAGAUGAUGCAAAGAUGGAAGCUAUUAACCCUGGAAAAGAGAGGAUUCCUAGAGAUCCAGAGACCUGUGACAUCCCUUUCUACGUAUCUGAAUUUGUGGAAAAGGAGGUUGGAAAUGAUUACGAUUCUUUAAGCAGGCUUGGCAGACUUAUUGAAAAGCUAUCAGAAAAUAAAGUAAAAUUAGAAGAACAGGUACUUACAGUUUCAUCUGAAGUUCCAAAAAGAAUUCAGAAGGCCUUACAGAAUGCAGAAAACUCUAAGAAGUCUCUCAACCAGCUUCUCAAGGAUGAAAGACUUUUGCAUGAUUCAAUUAACAAUCACCUGUUGAUGUCCAAACCAUGGAUGGAGAAUCUUGGUGUAUUAAUAAGUCAGAUAAAAGAAGUUGAACGACAUCUUGCCUAUUUAAAAUGGAUUUCACAAAUAGAGGAAUUAAGUGACAACAUUCAGCAGUAUCUCAUGACCAACAAUGUGCCUGAGGCUGCAACUACCUUGGCCUCCAUGGCCGAACUGGACAUCAAGCUUCAGGAGUCAUCUUGUUCUCAUCUUCGUACUUUUGUCCGAUCUACAGUUCAGUUCUGGCAUAAAAUCCUGAAGGAUAAACUAUCCAGUGAUUUUGAGGAGACUUUAGCUCACCUUCAUUGGCCAUUUGUUGGUCCAGCACAAUCCCAGCCUUUUGGCUUGGCUACAUCUCCAGCCAAUGCGCAAGAAGCAUAUGAUAACUUGGAGACUCUGUUUUCUCAACUUUUGAAACUACAAACUUCAGAUGAACUGUUAACCAAACCAAAGCAGCUUCCAGAAAAGUACACUCUGCCUCCAUCUCCACCUAUCAUACUGCCUAUGCAGAUUAUGCUGGCUCCUCUUCAGAAAAGAUUCAAGUAUCAUUUUGCAGGGAACAGACAAACAAAUGUUUUAAGCAAGCCUGAAUGGUACCUAACACAGGUGCUUAUGUGGAUUGGAAACCAUGCUAAGUUUCUUGAAGACAAAAUCCAGCCAAUAUUGGAUAAAGCAGGCUUUCCAGUGAACGCAAGGCUGGAAUUUUCCCGAGCUUUGGUGAUGUUGAUCCUGGAGAAACUGGCUACUGAUAUUCCCUUUUUGUUGUAUGAUGACAAUCUCUUCUGUCAUCUGGUGGAUGAGGUGCUUCUAUUUGAGAGAGAGCUACACAGUGUUCAUGGAUAUCUCAGCAGCUUUCCCAGCUGUAUGCAUAUUUUAUCAGAAGAAACCUGUUUUCAGAGAUGGUUAACUGUGGAAAGAAAAUUUGCUCUUCAAAAGAUGGACUCUAUGCUUUCAUCUGAAGCUGCUUGGAUAUCACAAUAUAAAGAUAUCACCGAUGUAGAUGAAAUGAAAGUCCCAGACUGUGCUGAAACUUUUAUGACUUUGUUACUGGUUAUCACAGACAGGUAUAAGAAUCUUCCUACAGCUGCUAGAAAGCUACAGUUCCUAGAGCUGCAAAAAGAUUUGGUGGAUGACUUCAGGAUACGACUAACUCAAGUUAUGAAAGAAGAGAGCAGAGCACCUUUAGCCUUCCGGUACUGUGCAAUCCUAAAUGCUGUUAACUACAUAGCAACAGUUCUAGCAGACUGGGCUGACAAUGUUUUCUUCCUGCAGCUCCAGCAGGCUGCCCUGGAAGUCUGUGCAGACAGCAGUGCGCUAAGCAAGCUCCAGCUAGGGCAGCUGGCUUCAAUGGAGACCUCUGUCUUUGAUGACAUGAUCAACCUCCUUGAGCGGCUGAAACACGACAUGCUGACCCGUCAAGAAGACCACGUCUUCAGGGAGGUCAAAGAUGCUGCCAAGAUGUACAAAAAAGAACGGUGGCUUUCUUUACCAUCCCAGUCUGAACAGGCAGUGAUGUCUUUGUCAAGCAGCGCCUGCCCCCUGCUACUGACUUUAAGAGACCGGCUGCUACAGCUAGAGCAGCAGCUUUGUUAUUCACUGUUCAAAGUCUUCUGGCAAAUGCUUGCAGAGAAAGUGGAUUUAUUCAUCUAUCAGGAAAUAAUUUUGGCCAAUCACUUCAAUGAAGGAGGAGCAGCACAACUCCAAUUUGACAUGACUAGGAAUCUUUUCCCUUUAUUUUCACAUUACUGCAAGCGGCCAGAAAAUUAUUUCAAACAUAUAAAGGAAGCCUGUAUUGUACUGAACUUAAAUGUUGGCUCAGCCUUGCUUCUGAAAGAUGUGCUGCACUCAGCUGCUGAAAACAGAUCGGGAACUGUCCUGAAUUCGAAUCAGCCUACUGCAGUGGCGGCAUUAAAUGAACUUGGAAUCUACAAAUUAGCUAAGCAGGAUGUUGAGAUUCUUCUUAAUUUGAGAACAAACUGGCCAAACACUGGGAAAUAAGC
Molecule: messenger RNA, 2378 nt
Organism: Euleptes europaea (tarantolino)
Lineage: Eukaryota; Metazoa; Chordata; Lepidosauria; Squamata; Sphaerodactylidae
Gene: RINT1
Product: RAD50 interactor 1
Exons: 14
Coding region: 1-2376 (791 amino acids)
Biological process (GO): endoplasmic reticulum to Golgi vesicle-mediated transport; retrograde vesicle-mediated transport, Golgi to endoplasmic reticulum; regulation of ER to Golgi vesicle-mediated transport
Cellular component (GO): Dsl1/NZR complex
Source: RefSeq, a predicted model, not a curated record